UAAUUAUAUAUAAUGUAAAUACCAAAUUUUAAUUUUCCCCCAAAAGAAUGAGAGCUUGAAUUUCCCUCGAUAAAAGGAAAGGAUUCUGUUUUCCCAACGGCUCCCAACUGUAAUUUGAACAAUGAGCAAUCCCGCCUUCACAGCCCCCCGAAUUACCAUCCAACAGCUUUCUUCACCACCACCACCGCCGCCUUUUCUCCUGUCACCCGCCAACACUAGUUCUCCAGACCGCCGCCACUUCUCCUUGAAAUCCUCCCAAAGCAACAACUCCAACAGUCUUCUUGAAGCCACCACUGCCUCAUGGACUUCGUCCAUAGCCCACCACUGCAAAAGCGGCCGUUUAUCCAAAGCAGUCUUGCAGUUCACCCGCAUGCGGACAUCCGGGGUUGAGCCGAACCACGUAACUUUGGUCACUCUCUUAUCUGGUUGUGCUGAUUUUCCAUCCCAAGGCCUCUCGCUCGGGCCUUCCAUUCACGGGUAUGCUCGAAAAAUGGGGAUGGAUGUUGGCAAUGUGAUGGUUGGGACGGCUUUAAUUGAUAUGUAUUCCAAGUUUGGUGAAAUGGGCUUGGCCAGAUUGAGUUUUUACCAUAUCGGUAUUAAGAAUAAGGUUUCCUGGAAUACUAUAAUCAAUGGGUACAUGAGGCAUGGCGAGUUUGAGAAAGCACUCAAUCUGUUUGAAGAAAUGCCUGAAAAAGAUGCUGUGUCUUGGACUGUCUUGAUUGACGGCUUUGUGAAGAAGGGAAGGUUUGAAGAGGCAUUGAUUUGGUUUCAAGAGAUGCAAUUGUUCGGAAUGACACCCGAUUUUGUGACAAUAGUGUGUGUGCUCUCUGCUAUUGCUAAUCUGGGAACACUCGGUUUGGGCCUGUGGCUACAUCGAUUUGUGCUGAUGCAUGACUUUAGGGAUAAUAUACGGGUUAAUAAUUCAUUGAUAGAUAUGUAUUGUAGGUGUGGAUGCGUUAGGUUAGCUCGUCAAGUAUUUAACAACAUGCCUAAGCGAAGCCUUGUAUCAUGGAACUCGAUCAUAGUGGGCUUAGCAUGUAAUGCUCAUGCUGAGGAAGCUUUGAACUAUUUUCAUUUGAUGCAAAAUGACGGGUUUAAGCCGGACGGUGUGAGCUAUACCGGAGCUCUUACAGCAUGCAGCCAUGCCGGUUUAGAAGAGGAGGGGCUAAAGUUGUUUGAAGCCAUGACACAAGUCCAUAAAAUCGCUCCAAGAAUCGAGCACUACGGAUGCGUCGUAGAUCUUUACAGUCGUGCAGGGAGAUUGAAAGAGGCACUGCUGGUGGUAGAGAAGAUGCCCAUGAAGCCAAAUGAAGUCGUGCUCGGGUCUCUGUUGGCAGCAUGUAGAACUUGUGCAGAUGUCGACUUGGCUGAGAGGCUGAUGAACUACAUCUAUGAUUUGGACCCGAAUGGAGAUUUCAAUUACGUUCUGCUGUCAAAUAUUUACGCAGCAAAAGGAAGUUGGCAAGGGGCGAGCAACGUGAGGAAGAAAAUGAAGGCACAUGGAGUACAAAAGAAGCCUGGAGUCAGUUCCAUUGAGGUUAAUGGCAUCAUUCAUGAAUUCGUGGCUGGUGAUAAAUCUCAUAUUGAUGCAGAGACAAUCUUUAUGACACUCAAGAAAUUGUCACAUGAGCUGAGAAUAUCUGGGCUUGCUUCAGAAGUUAACUUCCAGGAAGCAUAUGAAUGUUACUGAUAUUAGCAAUCCAUAUCUCCUGUGAAUGCUGUGUACAUUUAUCAAUAAACACCAAGACCAAUUCACCCAUUUCCAAAUCAAACUCGAAGCUAUAUAUGUGAGUUUUUCUUUUUCUUUUCAAUUAUUUAU
Sesamum indicum (sesame) is the source of this 1819-nucleotide messenger RNA. RefSeq names its product Tetratricopeptide repeat (TPR)-like superfamily protein (gene PDE247). Gene Ontology annotation, biological process: RNA modification. Gene Ontology annotation, molecular function: RNA binding; protein binding. Lineage: Eukaryota; Viridiplantae; Streptophyta; Magnoliopsida; Lamiales; Pedaliaceae. The record is from RefSeq and is a predicted model, not a curated record.